Messenger RNA from Pantherophis guttatus, 651 nucleotides. RefSeq names its product prefoldin subunit 1 (gene PFDN1). Gene Ontology annotation, biological process: protein folding. Gene Ontology annotation, molecular function: protein folding chaperone. NCBI's taxonomy places the organism in Eukaryota, Metazoa, Chordata, Lepidosauria, Squamata, Colubridae. Gene Ontology annotation, cellular component: prefoldin complex; cytoplasm. The record is from RefSeq and is a predicted model, not a curated record.
CUGUUGCCUAAUGCGCAUGCGUAGCUGGUUUUUGCACUAGUUAAAAUGGCGGCGCCCGUGGAUCUUGAGUUGAAAAAGGUAAAGAAAAUGAAAAAUAGGGCUGGGAGUUUCCUGAAACUACAUUUGUAUUGUUUUCCAUGUCAGGCAUUUUCUGAACUUCAAGCUAAGGUCAUUGAAACCCAACAAAAGGUGAAACUGGCAGAUAUACAAAUAGAUCAGCUGAACAGAACAAAAAAGCAUGCACAUCUUACAGACACAGAGAUCAUGACUUUGGCUGAAGAAACGAGGAUGUAUGAAGGUAUAGGACGAAUGUUUAUCCUUCAUCCCAAAGAAGUAAUUCACAAUCAGCUCUUAGAAAAACAAAAAAUAGCAGAAGAAAAAAUUAAGGAACUGGAGCAAAGGAAAUCAUAUUUGGAACGAAGUGUAAAAGAAGCUGAAGAUAAUAUCCGGGAGAUGCUCACGGCUAGAAGAGCACAAUAAGUUCCUUGUGUUUGGACUGAAUAGUUGAAAGCAGAGAUUUUGAACCCCUAUUGUUAAAACAUUCAAAGAUGUGUAAGAUAUGAAGAACUUGGUUUAUGUAACUAGCUGCAUCAUGUCAACCCAACCUUGUAGUUUGAUGCACUAAUAAAUUACUUAAUUUAUAUACCAUGA